CCACAGUCGGCGUGAAUUUGGCGCCAGAACUUCAAAGAUUUACGUUGCAGCGGAUUGCUGUGCGGAAUCCCACCGUAAGGAAACGAAGGAGAAGAAAAAAAAAGGGAACGACCUUGGUGACCUCCGAAAGAAUGCUGGAAAGAGGCCGACCACGGCAUUCCAAUGAAAAACGAACGAACGCAACAAGAAAAUCUAGAGAGGGGGAGAAAGAAAGAAACAAAAAAUUCAAGGAAGACAAACUUUUCGAAAUAAAAAGAAGAAGAAAAAACGACCGUGUUGGCUGGAACGUCCUUGCUCCAGGCUAUGCAUUCUUGAACUUCUCUCUUUCUGCUGGUUAUUUUUCGUUUCUUUCGACCGAAGCUUCGGGACCACAACAACCACCUCACCAGUCCCGCAUGCCCAACAAUCCACGACCGCCCUUCGCUCAUAAGAGGCAACGGCCAACGUUGGCCAGCAAUCAUUCGUUGGCCGACCAGCGUUCAGUCCACAUCCACUACCGACUCUCUACAAUUCCUCAUUUUUACAAUUUUCACGUUGCCAGUCUCGUGUUACGAUUUGCGUUUUCAUCACCAACUCUCCCAACACACACAAAAAACGGAAAAUGUCUCGCUGGUGUUGCUGCUCUUUGUUUGUCAUCGUCUCCUUGUUACUUGUGAGUCAACCACAACAAACUGAUGGUGCAGCUAUUCCUAUUUGGGAGCUGCUCAAACACGAAGAAAAGAUGGGCCGACUAUUCUACGUUUUCGUUCAUCUCGUCGAACAAUAUUGCAAAACUUCGGAUAUCCCUGAUUGCCCCAAGGUCUUGACGCUUUACGGCAUGUCGAAUUUGGUUAGCGAAAGCGAACAUUCGUUAGAUCUGAUGGAUCCUUACCAACGUGACGCCAAAACAAUCGUGUGGGAGAAGAUUAUGCGCGGUGAAUUCAAAUUGCCAACGAAAUUGACGAGUGGGAAACCGAUGAAGACUCCAUUGAAAUCGUCUGUUGCCAUCAAUAAUGAAGUCUACUCAUCGCCUUACGAGAUCCGCGUCCCUCCGCCUGCCACCUACGUUGCUCCACCAGUUGCUUCAUCAACACCCAGUAAUGAGCACUCGGACGAUACGUCUUCCUCUCAAAUCAUCCUUUCGCAUAACACAGAAAAUCGAGUCUAAAAGAAUCCAUCCGGAAGAAACAAAGAACCAACAUAUGUGUGACCCAUUAUGACGGAAGGACCGGCCUCGCUUUACAAGCUUCGGAUGUCAGUUGUUCUUCUUUCUUGAUCUUCGAUCCAGCCUUCAAAACCUCACUUCAUUUCACAGAAUAUUGUGAAACUUUGGGUUUGGAUGGGUGUGAAAAGCCUUCAAGUGUCGACUGGUGGCUGGAUGACAUAUUUUUACAACUUUGUUCCGGCGCUUCGUGACGUUUCUUCCCUUUGUUUUUUUGGGUUUCAACCGUUGGCUCUUUUCGAUUUGUUCCAGUACCUGAUGUAAAAUGGCUAACUAUUUCCGAGAGGCUGGUUUUUUUGGAGCUAACUAUUAAAAACAAACAACCUUGUACAUUUGAUGUUCAUUUGUGUGGACCAGAAGACCUAUGUAAAUUUUGUAAAUUUAUGUAUAUUGGGGUUCCCUAUGCUCCCAAUUCACAUCCUUAUACGCGUUUGACUUGUG
Messenger RNA from Daphnia carinata, 1642 nucleotides. Its product is annotated as rhythmically expressed gene 5 protein-like. The record is from RefSeq and is a predicted model, not a curated record. The coding region runs from base 602 to 1147 and encodes 181 amino acids. The transcript is spliced from 5 exons. Lineage: Eukaryota; Metazoa; Arthropoda; Branchiopoda; Diplostraca; Daphniidae.